Alnus glutinosa is the source of this 1964-nucleotide messenger RNA. Its product is annotated as DEAD-box ATP-dependent RNA helicase 20. NCBI's taxonomy places the organism in Eukaryota, Viridiplantae, Streptophyta, Magnoliopsida, Fagales, Betulaceae. Gene Ontology annotation, cellular component: cytoplasm; nucleus; ribonucleoprotein complex. The record is from RefSeq and is a predicted model, not a curated record. The coding region runs from base 164 to 1681 and encodes 505 amino acids. The transcript is spliced from 10 exons. Gene Ontology annotation, molecular function: ATP binding; RNA binding; RNA helicase activity.
AGCAGCGUAGCAUUAGCAUUUACCACGCAAAGGCUCUCUUCUUCUUCGAACACCAGCGCGUCUUCUUCUUUUUGUAGAAGACUAAAAUCCUUUUGCAAAUUCCCAACCCUUUUUCUGUACAAAAUCCACUCUGAUAACUUACCCGAGGGUGGCAAUACACACCAUGAGCCGCUAUGACAGCCGUUCAGGCGACCCCACUUCCUAUCGUGACCGCAGAAGUGAUUCGGGGUUUGGCGGGUCUACGGGCUAUGGGGGUUCGGUUCGGUCCUCAUCGAGCAAGAAUAGUUAUGAUGGUGCUGAGUCACCGAGGAAGUUGGAUUUGGAUGGGUUGACUCCUUUUGAGAAGAACUUCUAUGUUGAGUCACCAUCAGUUGCAGCAAUGUCUGACAAAGAGGUUGAGGAGUAUCGACUACGAAGGGAAAUUACUGUUGAAGGCCGUGAUGUUCCAAAGCCUGUCAAGAGUUUUCAUGAUGUUGGGUUUCCGGAUUAUGUUCUGCAAGAGAUUGCAAAAGCUGGUUUUGUUGAACCUACUCCUAUUCAAGCUCAAGGAUGGCCAAUGGCUUUGAAGGGCCGUGAUCUCAUUGGUAUUGCUGAAACAGGGUCAGGGAAGACACUUGCCUACCUGUUGCCUGCCAUUGUCCAUGUCAAUGCCCAGCCAAUUCUAGCUCCUGGAGAUGGCCCAAUUGUGUUAGUCUUAGCUCCGACCCGUGAACUUGCUGUUCAAAUACAAAAUGAAAGCACCAAAUUUGGUGCAUCAUCAAAGAUUAAAAACACAUGCAUAUAUGGUGGGGUUCCAAAGGGACCUCAAGUGCGUGAUCUCCAGAAAGGCGUUGAAAUUGUUAUUGCUACACCUGGGAGGUUGAUUGAUAUGUUGGAAUCACAUCAUACAAACUUGCGAAGGGUUACAUACCUUGUUUUGGAUGAGGCAGAUCGAAUGCUAGACAUGGGGUUUGAGCCUCAGAUACGAAAAAUUAUUUCUCAGAUUCGUCCAGAUCGUCAAACUUUAUACUGGAGUGCUACCUGGCCUAAGGAGGUUGAACAACUUGCUAGGCAGUUCCUUUAUAAUGCAUACAAAGUGAUAAUUGGCUCUUCGGAUUUGAAAGCUAACCAUGCUAUACGCCAGCACGUGGACAUUGUUUCUGAGAAUCAGAAAUAUAACAAACUGGUGAAGUUGCUGGAGGAUGUCAUGGAUGGCAGCCGAAUACUGAUCUUCAUGGAUACGAAGAAAGGAUGUGAUCAGAUCACGCGGCAACUUCGCAUGGAUGGUUGGCCUGCACUCUCAAUUCAUGGAGAUAAAAGUCAAGCAGAAAGGGAUUGGGUCCUCUCAGAGUUUAAAGCUGGCAAGAGUCCUAUAAUGACUGCAACAGAUGUUGCGGCUCGUGGUUUAGAUGUGAAGGAUGUGAAAUGUGUAAUAAAUUAUGACUUUCCGGGUUCCCUUGAGGACUAUGUUCACCGCAUUGGUCGAACAGGAAGGGCUGGGGCAAAAGGAACUGCAUACACAUUCUUCACAGCUGCAAACGCUAGAUUUGCAAAGGAACUCAUUAGCAUACUUGAGGAAGCGGGUCAGAAGGUUAGUCCUGAAUUGGCAGCAAUGGGGCGUGGUGCACCUCCUCCCCCUUCAGGCCUCGGCGGUUUUCGUGAUCGCGGGAGGGGUUAUGGUGGCGGUCGCUCUUGGAGCUAGUAAUUAAUGAAGGUAAACUAUGAGCUUGAUGGCCAUGGAGAAAAGCUUGGCAAUAAGCAUCCAUGCCUGGCACGUUGUAUUCGUUGGGCAAAUGUAAGGAUAACUUGUCUUAGAGUAGGAGUUAGAUGUCUUUUAUCCAUUGACUUUCGUAUCUGUUCAUUUUUUGAUCCACUACGUAGAGGACUAACUGACUGUAGUUAGUGUUGGACUGUGUAAGAUAAAACAUUUGUUCAUAUCAUUAAAGUUUUUGAGGAAGAAUGCAAUGGAACUUGAAAAAAAUUGU